Molecule: messenger RNA, 1413 nt
Organism: Elaeis guineensis (African oil palm)
Lineage: Eukaryota; Viridiplantae; Streptophyta; Magnoliopsida; Arecales; Arecaceae
Source: RefSeq, a predicted model, not a curated record
CUACCUUCCUCCUUGUCCGUCAGACAGAAUUUUCAAUUCUGACGCCGAUUGCUGACCAAGAAAACCCAUGAAAUCCCUCCACCCUAGAAAUACGAGCUAGAUCUCUCGGCGAUCGCGGCCGGCCGGCUACAUCCUCCACCUAAGAGAGCAAUGAUGGCGGGCCUCUUCGCCUUCUCCGUCGCCGGCCUCGGCUUCCUCCUCGUCGCCGCCCUCGAAUCCCUCUUCCCCGUCCUCUCCCCCUCCUCCCUUCUCCCCCUCCGCUUCCUCUCCGUCGCCACACUCUCCUUCCUUGCGAUCCUCUCCUCCCUCAUCUCCUCCCUCUCCUCCCGCGACCCCCUCUCUCCCGCUCUCCCCCUCUCCUCCCUCGCCGCCGCCGCCCUCUUCCUCCUCUACUCCCUCGCCGCCUUCUCUCCCUCCCCCCGCCCACCUCCUCCCCCUCCCCCUUCCCUCCUCGACCUCCUCUGCCUCUCCGCCUUCGCCCAGGAAUUCCUCCUCUUCUACCUCCGACGCAAGGACCUCGAUGGCAUCGAGAACCGCUACUUCGACCUCCUCCUCGCCCCCAUCUUCCUCUGCGCCGCCUCCACCCUCCUCGCCCUCGCCCGCCCCCGAUCCCUUGCCCCCCGCCUCGCCCGGGCCGCCGGCCUCGCCCUCCACGGCACCUGGCUCCUCCAGAUGGGCUUCUCCUUCUUCACGAGUCUCAUCGCCCACGGCUGCUCCCUCCACGAAAGGAGCUGGGCCAACUACACCAUCAAGUGCAAGACCCACAUGGACUACCACCGCGGCCGCGCCAUCGCCACCCUUCAGUUCAAUUGUCACCUCGCUCUCCUCGUCUUGGCCGGCGUUGGGGCCUACGCGGCGGUGGUCAGGAAGAUGGGCGGCGGGGUGCAGCAGGGAUACAGGCCUUUGAAUAAGGAGUUGCAGAUGAGCGAUGUCCCGUCCCAAUUCACGUUGGAAUCGGACGAUGAUGAAGAGGGAGAGAUUGCGGAAGAGGUUAAUGGUACGAAGUGGGGAGAUGUCGUGCUGCCCGUGACAUCGGAGGCGAAUGGUGUGGCUGCUGGUGGGUCUCACUGACAGGGUAAGUCAAAUGGCUUCGAUUACCAACAAAAGAUAGGAUUUUGCAGCACCCUUAGAUUGUCUUUGUCCGGGGAUGCUUUAAAAUCUGGAAGAGUGUACCUGUAGUGAUGUGUUUCUGAUGAAACACCUUGUUGGGUGCUUCUUUUGAUACGAUUCGAAAAAUGCUCCUUGUAGAUACUCUUGUGUAAUUUAGUUUUAGUUGUGUCGGAAUGAGAUAGGAAGAUUACUGAGUUGUUGUCUUGCUUGAGGCCAUCAUAUGUGUUUAAUUUACAGCAUUAGACUAAAAUGCUAAUAAUAAGUUUGGACAUGAAGAGUACUUGAAUUUUACUGGGUAUUCAA